GCUUGCCGACCAUGUGUGUUGGGAAGUGCACUCGGAUUCUGGGCCCCUGCCUCGUUGCCUUGGGAGUGCUGUCCAUCGCUGCCAGCGUGCUGCUGCUCUUCCCCAGCGGGACGGGGCGCUACCUGGAGGAGGGCCACAUCUCCAAGCGGGCCAUGCAAGUGCCAGGCGUGUGGGGAGGAGGCGUAAUUCUGGGAUCAGGGCCGUCUGUGUCGCCCAGGAACCUCUCGCUGCGCCAAUCGAACCAGCUCCCGCUGCCUGCCAGGGAGGCCGUUUUAGGCCUCGCCAGGUUCACGGGGACACUUCUAGGCCCGAGGGACACGAUUGCCCUCCAAUUAGCGAUGCCAGUGGGUAACUGGUAUCCCCCUGACCGGGUGAUGCUCACAGCGCUGUCCCUUGGGUCUCUCAUCAGUGCGCAGAACUACCUGUAUGAGCCGUCGCUCUGGACCUCGGUCUGCAUCGAGCCCCCGAACGUCGUCGCCUGGAACGUCUCCUUCUUCUCCGCCCUGCUGCUCUGCAGAGCCGCCGAGAUGGUGCUGGCGUCUCUUCAGAUCCUCAACAGCUUCUUU
This is a messenger RNA of Pelodiscus sinensis (Chinese soft-shelled turtle), 566 nucleotides long. NCBI's taxonomy places the organism in Eukaryota, Metazoa, Chordata, Testudines, Trionychidae. The record is from RefSeq and is a predicted model, not a curated record.